This is a messenger RNA of Nanorana parkeri, 1213 nucleotides long. RefSeq names its product bone morphogenetic protein 2-like. The transcript has 5 exons. The record is from RefSeq and is a predicted model, not a curated record. Gene Ontology annotation, cellular component: extracellular region. The coding region runs from base 1 to 1173 and encodes 390 amino acids. Lineage: Eukaryota; Metazoa; Chordata; Amphibia; Anura; Dicroglossidae. Gene Ontology annotation, molecular function: cytokine activity; growth factor activity. Gene Ontology annotation, biological process: SMAD protein signal transduction.
AUGGUACACACAACAAUGUUGGAUUUGGCUUUAUUUGUUAUUUUUGUGCAUGGAUGCACUUCACGUCCUACUGAAAACUUAGGAGACAUUGCUUCCCCAGCAGAGAAUCCAAGCCAAAUAAGAUCUGAGGCACUCAGAAGGUUGUUGAAAGUUUUUGGAAUUGAUGACCCCCCACAUUAUCUACAUCAUGUUAAGCAACCACCUCAAUACAUGAUUGAUCUUUAUAAUACCAUUGCUGAUGCGGACGGUGUUACUAAGGAUCCCGAUCUUCUAGAGGGAAACACAGUUAGAAGUUUCUUUGACAAAGUUCACAGUGACCAGUUGCAUUUUCUGUUCAACCUUUCGACUGUGACUAAAAAUGAGAAAAUUUUAACGGCUGAACUACAUCUCUUCAAACUUAAACCAAGGCCUACAGAUUACUCACAUUUCAAAAGGCAUCAUUUCUGCCAGAUAAAUGUAUAUCUUGUUUUGGAUAAGAAUAAAAUGCACUUGUCACAAGGAAGGAAACAGCUGUCAUCAAAACUUGUCCCUAUUCAUUCCUCAGGAUGGGAAGUAUUUUCCAUCACACAAGCUGUUCACACUUGGAAUGACGUAAGCAACAAUCAGGGUAUCCUUGUAACAGUGAGAAAUCUGGGAGGAGGACAACCUGAUGCUAAUAUUAUCCGGUUUGCCUCAGGAAAGGACCACCAUGAAAGUAAACAACCCAUGCUUGUUCUUUUCACUGAUGAUGGAAGAAGAGGAGUUGUUUCAUUUAGCAACCAACCAGAUAACAAUCAAUUGUCAAUACCCAAUGAACCUUAUGCCUCAGCGCCAAAUAGAACCAGGAUGGCUAGAGCGUUACAGGAUGAUGGACAUGCGCCCUGCCAGAGGCAUCCGCUCUAUGUAGAUUUUGAGGAGAUUGGGUGGUCUGGAUGGAUAAUCUCUCCAAGAGGAUACAACGCUUAUCAUUGUAAGGGAUUGUGUCCAUUUCCACUAGGAGAAAACAUGCGGCCCACCAACCAUGCAACAGUACAGUCUAUAAUUAAUGCACUCAGACUAACACAAGGUGUUAACAGUCCAUGCUGUGUUCCUGACAAACUUUUCUCUAUUAACUUGCUUUACUUUGAUGAUGAUGAAAACGUUGUUUUAAAACAGUAUGAUGAUAUGGUGGCUGGUAGCUGUGGAUGCCACUGAAGAGUAAAUAUAUAAAUAACUGUACAUUUGUAGCAAUAAC